Molecule: messenger RNA, 1607 nt
Organism: Rhineura floridana
Lineage: Eukaryota; Metazoa; Chordata; Lepidosauria; Squamata; Rhineuridae
Gene: DYNLT2B
Product: dynein light chain Tctex-type 2B
Exons: 6
Coding region: 485-922 (145 amino acids)
Biological process (GO): microtubule-based movement
Cellular component (GO): cytoplasmic dynein complex; cytoplasm
Molecular function (GO): dynein intermediate chain binding
Source: RefSeq, a predicted model, not a curated record
AAACAGAAGCACCUGGUUAUCUGUGCUAAUCAGUAAGAGCCUGGCACUCAAGGCCAUCCUAGCCUGUGAAGGUUGAAACACCGUUGGGAGAGGGGCCUGGAAGGCGUGCAAAAGUGGAGAAACAUCUAGAAAAGGAUUACAUCAGAAAACUCCUGAUUGGUUAAUUAAUCUUGGACCGUUGGGUUUCUUUUCCUUAAGUAUAGGGCUUGAGACCCAUAGCCUUUGUUCCCUCAGGAAGGUUCUGAAAGGUUCCUUCGGACUGGUGCCUAUGGGAGGUUACCUAAGCAGGGUUCCAUUGCUUUGUAACUGAUGCUAUUCUCUCUGAGGAGAGACGAGACUUCAACCAACUACCUCCUAUGCAAAAAAAAGGAAAUAAUAAUAUCUGCAGGCAGGAAAGGGAACUGAACUGGCUCAGGCAACGAGACCUUCCUGCCGCUCACUCCACUUGCGUUCAGACACGUUAACAAAGGAUCCUGUUUUUGUUAUGUGCCUCCAAGUCGAUUACGACGUACGGCGACCCUGUGAAUCAGCGACCUCCAAGAGCAUCUGUCAUGAACCACAGAGGAUCCUGGCGGACCAAAAACAUCACACCGGAAGCCAAAGAAGAUUCCGCUCUUCUGCAGUAAAAGAGUGUAUCCAUGAGGUGUUAAAAGAGGAGCUGGCCAGUGUACAGUACAACCCUGAAGAGAUCCCAUCUCUCACCAAAUCUUUAUCAGAGACAAUCCGGAACAAACUGAAAGAGAAGGGUUAUCACCGAUAUAAAAUAGUGGUUCAAGUGGUGAUUGGAGAGCAGAGAGGCGAGGGAGUUAACAUGGCUGCACGAUGCUUCUGGGAUGCAGACACAGACAACUAUGCUCAGGAUGUCUUCAUGAAUGACACCCUCUUCUGUGCGGUGGUUGCCUUUGGAUGUUUCUUCUACUGAUGCGGAUGAAGAGUUCAAAGAAGAAAGGCUGCUCUUUCAGAGACACUGGGGAAGGAGGGCUCCAUGCUGCAUUAAAAAACAAAAACUAUAGAUGCUUACUUUUACCAAAUACGUUUUCUGCUUGAUGCUUAUAUCACAGAGUGCUGCUGCUUUUGUAUAUAAAUAAAGCUUUCUGCAUAAGCCCCAUUGAAAUGAAUGCGGUACAUCUCUUACACAACUCCUGUUCAUUUCAGCAAGCUUUGUACAAGAGGACUUCCUGCCGAAUUCAACCCUGUAUUUACUUAUAACUGUUCUUUGUGCUUACCACAAAAUGAGAUCCAUCUGGUUGCAGCCAUUCCAGACAACUGAAUUUCUGAUUGUAGAAAAAUGCGUUGCGAAGACUAAAUUCUUAUGCUGAAUACCAGUCUGUUUAAAUGAAUAUAUUCAAAUCUCAAUUAGAGUGGUAGUGUAAAUACACUCUGUAAUUUUAACAUGUACUUCCCUAUUAAUUUUGUUCCUCAACUAAUCCUGAAAAUUCAUAUGUUGUUACUGCAGACACCCAUUAAGAAAAGGUAUUUCAAACACUUCUGAGUGAGAGAAAGGGGGGGGUGUACCUUGCUAGCUUUGGUUUUUUCUCCAUAAAUCUGCUGCCUAAUUGGACUGCUUUUUAUAAUUGAUGAGAGGUUUUUUGAAUUAAAAAUGAAUU